AUGGAUUGGAUACAUAUCUGCCUACAGCAUAAAUAUAUCCUAAUAAAGCUCCUACUUAUAAAAGUUAGCUUGUGCUUGAUUUUUCGUUUGCUCUUGUAUAAUGCUUAAUGUAUUCUCUUCUAUCAGCCUCACAAACCAAAUCACUUUAAGAAUCAACAAUUAUUUUAAAUAAGUGAGGUUAAAGACUUUCUUACUAUAAUGACUAAACUAAUUUUUAUUCCCUUUGAAGUUGACUAGCCAUUUUCCUUAAUACGCUUUCCUUUAGUUUGCUAAUUAUUAUCUAUCGAUCUGAAUAUCUUCAAUAGUUUAUUCCUAAUUUAAUAUAAUAACAAUAAAUUUCUUUCUCCCCUCAUAAAUUGA
Molecule: messenger RNA, 360 nt
Organism: Tetrahymena thermophila SB210
Lineage: Eukaryota; Ciliophora; Oligohymenophorea; Hymenostomatida; Tetrahymenidae
Product: transmembrane protein, putative
Exons: 1
Source: RefSeq, a predicted model, not a curated record